Botrytis deweyae is the source of this 1065-nucleotide messenger RNA. RefSeq lists its product as uncharacterized. Bases 1 to 1065 code for a protein of 354 amino acids. Gene Ontology annotation, biological process: G protein-coupled receptor signaling pathway. Lineage: Eukaryota; Fungi; Ascomycota; Leotiomycetes; Helotiales; Sclerotiniaceae. Gene Ontology annotation, molecular function: G-protein beta/gamma-subunit complex binding; GTPase activity; G protein-coupled receptor binding. Gene Ontology annotation, cellular component: heterotrimeric G-protein complex. The record is from RefSeq and is a predicted model, not a curated record. The transcript has 5 exons.
AUGAUGUGUUUCGGCAGUAGGGAGGAUGUCGAGGCCAAGAGGUCCAAAGAGAUAGACGCUCUUAUCCACAGAGAUGAGAAGGUUAUGCAGCGACAAGUUAAGUUGUUAUUAUUGGGUGCUGGAGAAUCUGGAAAGUCAACAAUUCUAAAGCAGAUGAGACUUAUUUAUACCGAUAAAGGUUUCUCAAAGACUGAAAAAGAAGAAUGGCGCAUUAUCAUCUUUCACAACAUUUUGGAUGGCUUGCGAAUGACAGUGGAGGCAAUGAAUGAUUUCAAUACUCCUUUCGAACACGAAAGCACCAAACAAUACCUUCCAAUGAUCACAGAAGAGAAGGAUCUCAGACCAUGCGAACCAAUUCCUCUCGAAUAUCUGAAAGCAUUCAAUGAUAUGUGGGCAGAUUCGGGUAUCCAAAAGACCGUUGAGAGAGGAAAUGAGUUUGCUCUGCAUGAUAAUUUGGGCUAUUUCUUCGAAGAUUUAGAUCGUCUCUUCAGCAAGGAAUUCGUUCCAACAGAUCAAGAUGUUCUUCGCGCCAGACUAAGAACUACUGGUAUCACCGAAACACACUUCGAUCUCGGCUCAUUGCAAUACAGAAUGUUCGAUGUUGGAGGACAACGAUCGGAACGAAAGAAAUGGAUCCAUUGCUUCGAGAAUGUCAACGCAUUGCUAUUCUUAGUUGCUAUCAGUGGCUAUGAUCAGUGUCUAGCUGAAGACAAGGAUGGAAACCAAAUGCAAGAAGCUUUAAUGCUUUGGGAGUCGAUUGCUAACUCUCAUUGGUUUAAACACUCAGCAUUGAUUCUCUUCUUGAACAAGAUCGACUUGUUUAAAGCAAAGAUUGGCCACAGCCCGAUUACCAAGUUUGGUUUCUCCGAUUUCCAGGGAGAUACUACAAGCUCGCAACAAACCUCGAAAUACUUCAUGGACAAGUUUAUUGCUCUGAACCGAAGUCCUGGACGCGAAGUUUAUAGCCAUUUCACAAACGCCACCGAUACUGAUCUCCUCAAGGUCACAAUGAGCUCCGUGCAAGAUAUGAUCAUACAGAGAAAUCUUCAAAAGUUGAUCCUUUGA